UCUACAACUACACUACUACAAGUAAAAGUCAAUCUCAGAAGUCAGACCUCUACUCAGGUCUUCAGUCUGUCUGCUACUCUGCUUUGUUGCUUCAUUGUCUUUUUGAGAACUGCGUCUUCAAGUCAGUAUAUAUCAGCAAACAUGUUGAACCUAUUGCGUCAGUCAUUACUUAAAUUGUCACAGUAUGGUGUUAAAAAAUUCGCAGAACCGAGUCCAAAUGUACUCCAAAAAUCAGAUGGAAAAUUUCGACAAGUGAUCCAUGCGGCAUACGUUAAUAAAAAGAUUAUACUCAAAAAAGUGGGUGAUUUCAUUUUAGUUGGGACGGCUGUAAUGGUGGCUUCAGUUGUCGGCCUUAUGUCGUUCGCGUACAUUCAAGUAAAGACGAUGGAUGAUGAUGAUGAUGAUGAUCGAAGAACCAUAUACAAAAAAGAUCAACUAAAAACUGAUAAUAUUGAUAAUAAAAAACAAAGUUGAUCUAGUUUUCGUUAAUCUUUGAAAUUAAUCUUGAUAUAUUAUUUAUUAUAAUCCUAUUGUUUGAAAUCAUCUUGUAUUAUAUAAAAACUAAUUUAAAAAAAGAAAAAAACUAAUCACAAUAAAACAUAAAAUUUAUCAUAAUUAAAUAAUAAAAA
This is a messenger RNA of Aphidius gifuensis, 629 nucleotides long. RefSeq lists its product as uncharacterized. The transcript is spliced from 3 exons. The record is from RefSeq and is a predicted model, not a curated record. Lineage: Eukaryota; Metazoa; Arthropoda; Insecta; Hymenoptera; Braconidae. The coding region runs from base 142 to 474 and encodes 110 amino acids.